Molecule: messenger RNA, 2539 nt
Organism: Pseudogymnoascus destructans
Lineage: Eukaryota; Fungi; Ascomycota; Leotiomycetes; Thelebolales; Thelebolaceae
Exons: 4
Coding region: 584-2539 (651 amino acids)
Molecular function (GO): nucleic acid binding; ATP binding
Source: RefSeq, a predicted model, not a curated record
AGCUGCAUCACUAUAUAGCUUCAGAAGAAGAACAUCCUUACGAUGCUCUUCAAUCAAUCAAUCAAUCCAAUACGAUUCAAUGCAUCGAUGCCCCAACAGUGACCAUCCUCGGUCAACAAAUGGUCCAAAGACUGCAACAUCAAGCAGAUAAACAGUCAAAGUCUGCUCCCGUAUCUAAAGUCGACUUUUCGACUCAAUUUCUUUCCCACGAAAAACGGGCAAGGUAUUCACAAAGUAUUCCCAGUCUUUCUCCUUCAAAAUGGGAGAAGUAGCCCAAAGCGCCGCUUUUUGAGGCGGACUAUCGGAAGGUCAAAGUGGAGAUUGCUAUACAGGCUGGUAUAGUCCAUGAGUUUGAAGAUUCCAGGUCAUCAAGGGAGCCAGGCUCGACCGGACUGGCUUUCCAUCUCACCUGGUAGGGCUGCCAGAUGAGGAGAUACACUCCUCGUUCUGCCUACCGCCCAGAAAGGAACUCGAGCGUGCUUGCAACUCCUCAGAUCCCAUCCUUCUCCGAAUUAUCAAUGGUACAAGAUCUCUCUUACAGGAUGCCUACCAGCUGUGUAGCAAUAAUUCACCCGAUUGUAAGAUGACUUACCAACGCGCUACUAUCCUAAAUGAGUUCUACUCGGGGGCUUCAGGGAAAUCAGCAGCCUUCCGUGCUCGUAAGCUCGAGUCGACACUCGUGGAUUAUUUCCAAACCUGGACAGAGCUGGUCGUAUAUUACUACCGGGUAGUCUACAAGGAAGAUGGCCACUUUAAGGGUACACCUGAGUCCCAGCAAUUGCCAAAGGAUAUUAUUCAGCCCACAUCUCAGCAGCAAAGUACAAUGCAGGAGGUUGUCAGUGCUCCUAAGGCGUACCAAGAAGAGGAGGAUAACGAGGAGAAGCAGGCUGCACUACAGCGUGCCCUCCAGAAGUUAUUUCACAUCGUUGGCAGCGUACCCUUUCGAUCUCCAGCUUUGCGCCAUGCUAUCAUGAUCCAAGCGGGGCGAUGGAAGGAGCCAGAGAUCUUUAGCAGCCAUCUCUCUGCCUUAACUUGGACAGCCCAGUUCCUCAUAUUCGACUAUGCAUGCUUUCAUGAGCAGGACAAUGAGAAUCAGAUUCCGGUGUUGCUGUCAAAACUCUGGAGCAAGUUCUUUCAGCAGCUUGCUGAGACUCCAUUUGGCCAUAUCUUGCAGUGGAGACUAUAUCUUUUCCAGGUUGGCAGGCGACAGCUUGCAAGACACCAGGCACGAUGGUCUCUUGACAGGCAGACUGUAGGAUAUCGAGGGGUUAACCUGCAUAUAAAACACAUCCCACAGCUAGUUAUCUCGGAGUAUCAGGCGGCUUAUGCAAUAUUGCACGAGGAUCUUUUGUUCGAGGCUAAGUCGGCUCUAGACCUAGACCAGGAUUCAGUUCCUUAUAUGCUACUCAAGGCAUGGAAACUGAAGGAUGACCUUGACGUUGCCGACUUUGGAGAGUCGUGGGUAACCUACCCUGAGAAUGCCGAGCUGGUCCAGAAAGCUGAGGGGGCUCUCCUUCGCCGUAUCCAGCAAGAUGCUAAGCUGCGGGCGAUGCUUCUGAUUGAAGGCAAGGAUGGAGCUAUAGGAUUCAAUCCUAAGCAUCGGCAUAUCAUGAUCUGGGAGAAGCUAGUCAUGAUCUUCACUCAGUAUCACAAGGGACAGCAGCAGUCGGGUACUAAGCAUAUCGGCUUGGUUAUACCACUCCGGCAAAUCUUCCUCCGCCAGCGUAAUCCAAAGGGCGUGAUCUCGCCGUAUCUCUGGGCCGAACUCGAAGGAAAGGUCUGGCCAGAUCGGACGGUGUUCAAGUGCCUCACGAGAGCAUGUGCUCGGGCCAAGAUCGCACGCCUGCAUACGCUUAAGUGGCGUCAUUUCUCAGCUGCUAUCUGCAAGGAGAAGUUCUCAGGCAAGGAUCUUGCCACGUUUAGCAACGAGGAUAUUACUGCGGAGGAUAUGGAGGACAAGUAUGACCUGGUCACAUUAGAGCUACAGAGUAACCAUAGCUACGCUACCUUUAAUAUGACUUAUGCUGGGUCAACUAUGCUUACGAUAGAUACCCUCCUCCAUCGAAACCAUCGGGCGUCAAUGCUCUGGCAUAAUCUCAUCCAGUUCGAAGCCGUCCUUCAGAAAAAGCGAGGGCGAUCCGACUCGGAUGUACUCUCCUUCCGGAUGCAUGAUGACAUCAAGCGUGGUCAGCAGCGGAGGAAGAGGGUGUAUUCAGAGGCUGACCUUGUUGCCGUUACCCGUAGGGUGUAUGGAGCACCGGAGCUCCGGCUACGUGUGCCAGGUCAGCGAGCCGCGGUGCUUGCAGUACUCGGGCCACAGAAGGCUGAGCAGGUUAUUAUUGUACUAGCAACAGGAUCAGGAAAGACAUUGAUUGUUAUUUUGGCUGUAUCAAUUGCUGAUACUGGAACAACCAUUCUCAUCCUUCCACUGAUAGCUCUUAGGAAUGACAUGCUCCGGCGCUUUAGUGAUGUCGGAAUCCAGCCGCUGGUGUGGACUCCGGACUAUGCGGACUGCUCCUUUGGUCAUUGUCUCUGUUGA